UCCUAUUGUUGGUUACGUGCUUUGCAUUCCAAGUAUGCAAAUCAGUUGGAGAGGCGGGAAAGUUAAACUGUGUGCAGUCAUGUAAGAGUAGUUUGAAUCAUUGACCGUUUUCAGCACGCAGCGGACAAGUCACGCUUCUAAUAUCCUCCUCGCUGGACAUGUUUUAUUGUAACCUUUCCUAGCUUAGCGACGUCGUAUAGCUGUAACUGUACAUUGGGUAAGAGCCAUAUUAUGGCGGAAUCCUCCGACGCAUUUGUUUUGGGAUCAUUACCUUCCUCUGUUAGAAAGCCUGAUAAUAACUUAUCGCCUAAUGUGGACUCAGUCCCAGUAACUAACAAUUCGGUAAAUCAUAACCCACAAGGGCAACAGUUUCAAAUCAUCAGCGCCGAUAAUAUAUCGGCCAUUAUAAAAGAGGCUGUGGGUGGAUUUAAGGAUUACGUUGACCAAGCAAUAGCUUCUCAAAAAGAAGCUACCUCUAAAGUAAUUGAAUCAGUUAAAGUGAAUUUCAAAUUCAAAGGUAACAAGCUUCAAUUUGAAUUUAACAAUUCCCAACUUGAGCGUGUCCAAACUGCGACGAAGGCGAUCAAGAAGGGAGAUAAUGCUUCCGCGAUUUUAGAGCUUCAGAAAGUAGAAGAUGAUAUCCUCAAGCGUAACAAGCUCAUUAGAAUUGCAGACAAGUCUGAAGAUGGUUGGAAGGUGGUUGAUGAGUACCUAUCGGAGGAACUCGCAAGUGAUUCCGAUGACGACAAGAAAAUCAGAGCUGCUCAAAACAGAGCAGCUUCAAAACGUAGGAAAGCGAAGAUUAACAGGUCCAAGGCUACACCCUACAAAUCCCAACGUCGGCCUCAGGAAACUUUCCCUAAUCCUGAUGCUACUUUUCGUAGCUAUAUGCAACAAGGUCGACCUCAAUUUAACCAGGUUCAUACAUCGAGACCAUUCGACUUAUGCUUCGGUUGCGGCAAGUCGGGACAUUGGAGGAGGAAUUGCCCGAAUACCAAACCCACCAAAGAAGGCACAGGCCUCUAAAGAUACCGGAUUCGCAAUACCUGAAUUAAGCGAAAGAGUCGAAAGAGAUCUGGAAUCGGAGAGGGGAGAGAUGAAUCGAUACUUGUCUUUUCAGACGCCAGCCACAUCGGGUGUGGAGCUUGGUCAGCAGAGUGUGGCGGACUCAAAUUCCAACACAUCUGGUCAGAAGAAGAGCAAGGACAUUGACUUCAAAGACACACUCACGAGAGUUUUAGAAGCUUCCCGGGCAGAGAGCACGGUCAAGAAAUAUAAACGUGCAGUAGAAGCAUGGAAUGCGUGGUGUAGAAACAGUGGCACGUCAUGUCAAGACUUAUGUCAAGAAAGCAUUGCAAGUCUUGACUUAGAGAGAGCAGAGAAAAUGUCUUGUCCCUGCAGCUGAAGUACGGUGCCUCUCAAGGUAAUAUAAUUCUAAUUUAUUAAUUAUAUAAUGUAUGUUUCUUUUGCAAAGAAAGAGGCUCAAUAGGAAAAUAUUUAUUUCCGGUUGAGCUAGCGAAUUAGGAAAUAAUGAUGUUUCCUAUUGUUGGUUACGUGCUUUGCAUUCCAAGUAUGCAAAUCAGUUGGAGAGGCGGGAAAGUUAAACUGUGUGCAGUCAUGUAAGAGUAGUUUGAAUCAUUGACCGUUUUCAGCACGCAGCGGACAAGUCACGCUUCUAAAAA
Lytechinus variegatus (green sea urchin) is the source of this 1682-nucleotide messenger RNA. RefSeq lists its product as uncharacterized. Gene Ontology annotation, molecular function: zinc ion binding; nucleic acid binding. The record is from RefSeq and is a predicted model, not a curated record. The transcript has 5 exons. Lineage: Eukaryota; Metazoa; Echinodermata; Echinoidea; Temnopleuroida; Toxopneustidae. Bases 635 to 1405 code for a protein of 256 amino acids.